Dracunculus medinensis (Guinea worm) is the source of this 1443-nucleotide messenger RNA. The record is from the annotation of a GenBank genome assembly. NCBI's taxonomy places the organism in Eukaryota, Metazoa, Nematoda, Chromadorea, Rhabditida, Dracunculidae.
AUGGGAAUAAAGGAUUUUUUUUUGAAGCAAACCAAAACAACUGAAGAAAAUGCUCGUUUUUCACGACAAAUAAACACGUGUUACGGAAUAAUUGAAGGUUUACGAUUAAUUGAUGAGAAUGAUUUACAAAUCGAUGCAUUUCUUGGCAUACAAUUUGCUAAGCCACCAGUUGGUGAAUUAAGAUUUAAGAAACCUCAACGCCCAGAUUCGUGGAAUGGAGUGAAACAUACAAUAAAGUUUGGACCACGAGCUCCACAAAAAGAUUUCUUUUGGAAUCGACGUUUAAGAAAAUUUCGGAAGGAUGAGGAUUGCCUUUAUUUAAAUGUAUUUGCUCCAGCUUGGCAACCACCAGAAGGCUCGAAUGGUUUCCCCGUAAUGGUUUAUAUUCACGGUGGCGGUUUUUUAAUAGAUUCAGCCGUAAAUUGUGGUGAUAUUGGCAUUUGUCGCAAUCUGUGCUGCAAUGAUGUGAUUGUUGUUACAAUACAAUAUCGCUUAGGCUUCUUAGGAUUCUUUUCUACUGGUAAUGAGGACAAUAUUACCGCUUUUAAUGGUGAUCCUAAACGGGUGACAGUGUUUGGUCAAAGUGCGGGUGGCGUUUGUGCCGAUUUAUUAAACUUAUCGCCACACUCAAGGGACCUCUUCCAAAGAAUUGUUGUUAUGGCUGGGAAUGCAGAAUGCGAGUGGGGUUUAACCGAAAAAUCCAGGAUAGUGAAACUUUGCAGGCGAUUCGCUAAAAGAGCAGGUUGGAAAUCCAAUAACGAAGAUAUAGACGCUGAUCUUGAAAUGCUAAAAUACUUGAGGAAGAAGCCAUCAAAAAUUUUCGAGCGAAGUCUUUUUGAUGCAACUGCGAUCGAUAGGCAACAAAUUGGCCUGGAUUUAGCGCCAGUUAUCGAUGGCGAUUUCUUUCCAAAGCCUAUCGAUGAACUUCGAUUGGAAUCUCCGAAAAAGAAUCAUAUGGCUGGAACAUGUCAGUAUGAAGCAUUAUUGUUCACUGCAUUAAAUCCUGGACAAAUUAAUAUAAAUGGCAUUGAUAAGUUGUUAUCAGUGAGUAUACCGGAAGAGAAAUUCAGCGAUUGGCGAGAUUUGAGGCAACAAGCGCGCAAUCUCUAUUUUCGAAAUCAACGUAAACCAUGCAAACGUUUAAUAAAUGAGGCAUAUAUUAAUUUAUACAGCGAUUUAUUUGUAAAUAAUGGUACUUAUAAAUAUACGAAAUUGAUGGCGGAAAGUGGCCAAGAAGUUUACUUAUAUUCAUUUAACUACUUUAAUCCAAAAAGCUUUGGAUUAGUAUCAUUAGCCAUACCAUUUAAAGGAUCAACACAUUGCACAGAAUUAACUUAUUUAUUCGGUAAAAGUAUUGUUUUAUCUUUCAAAUUUAAUGAAAAUGAUAAAAACAUGAUGGAUUUUAUGAGUAAAUUGUGGACGAAUUUUGCGAAAUACGGGUAA